UCAGAACACGGGGGGUAGUCGGGCUGGGGGAACCCGGCUCUGCCCAGAUGCCGCCGCCCAGCCCCCCGGCGCCCCUCCCCAUGGCAGAGGAGACCUUCCCGUUCACCUCCUCCACGCGGCGGGCUCUCCGGCUCCAGCGGGAAUGGCUGGAGUGGGAGGACCGGCGGCGGGCCGCGGCCCAGCAGUGCCACAGCCAAAGGUGCCCCCCCAGUGCCCAGGCCCGCCUCACCAGGCCGCGCCGCUGCUGCCGAGACCCAGCCGUGCACAACGCUCUGUUCUCCGGUGACCUGCGCCAGGUCCAAGCCCUGUUCCAAAAGGAAGACGCUGCCAACAUGAUUGUGGAGACUGUGAGCAACCAGCUGGCCUGGUCAGCUGAACAGGGGUUCUGGGUGCUGAGCCCCAAGACGAAGCAGACGGCGCCCCUCACCAUUGCUGCUGCCCGAGGCUACAUUGACUGUGCCCGCCACCUGAUCCGGCAGGGAGCUGAGCUGGAUGCCCGGGUUGGGGGCCGGGCAGCCUUGCAUGAGGCCUGUGCCCGGGCCCAGUCUGACUGUGUGCAGCUGCUGCUGACCUUCGGUGCCAAGGCCAACGUGUUGUCUGAGGAGGGCACAACCCCCUUGCACCUCUGCACAGCCCCCGAGUCCUUGCAGUGCGCCAAGCUGCUGCUGGAGUCGGGAGCGACCGUGAACGUGGCGGCGCAGGAUAGCGAGGUGACACCCCUGCAUGUGGCGGCGGCUCGCGGCCUGGAGGAGCACGUGGCUCUCUACCUGGAGCACGGAGCCAACGUGCACCUGCGCACCAGCCAGGGCGAGACGGCCCUGAACGCGGCGUGCGCGGGGGCCGAGGGCCCGGGCAGUGGCCGGCGGCACCAGGAGGCAGCGCGCCGGCUCCUAUCGGCCGGGGCUGAUGCCCGCGCUGCCGGCCGCAAGCGCCACACGCCGCUGCACAACGCCUGUGCCAACGGCUGCGGGGCCCUGGCCGAGCUGCUGCUGCGCCACGGCGCCUGCGCUGGAGUGCCCAACGCGGCGGGCCACACCCCCAUGGACUGCGCGCUGCAGGCGGUCCGGGACGCCCCCAGCUGGGAGCCCGAGGGCCUCUUGGCAGCGCUGCUGGACUACGGGGCCCAGCCUGUGCGCCCUGAGAUGCUGAAACACUGUGCCAACUUCCCUCGGGCCCUGGAAGUCCUGCUUAAUGCCUACCCUUGUGUCCCCUCCUGUGAUACCUGGGUGGAGGCAGUACUCCCAGAGCUGUGGCAGGAGCACGAAGCCUUCUACAUCUCGGCCCUGAGCAUGGUGAACCAGCCGAGGCGGCUGCAGCACCUGGCCCGGCUGGCUGUGCGUGAUCAGCUGGGUAGCCGCUGCCGACAGGCCGCCGCUCACCUCCCGCUGCCCCCGGUCCUCAGGGACUACCUGCUGCUGCGUGUGGAGGGGCGGAUCCAGUGAGCCCCAUGCCAGGGUGCUCCCGGAGCUGUUUCUGUCCCCUCCAUCAGUCGUCUCCCUACAACCCCGGAGGACCAAUCCCUGGCUCUCUUGUC
Molecule: messenger RNA, 1534 nt
Organism: Odobenus rosmarus divergens (Pacific walrus)
Lineage: Eukaryota; Metazoa; Chordata; Mammalia; Carnivora; Odobenidae
Gene: ASB16
Product: ankyrin repeat and SOCS box containing 16
Exons: 5
Coding region: 48-1442 (464 amino acids)
Biological process (GO): intracellular signal transduction; negative regulation of delayed rectifier potassium channel activity; neuronal action potential
Cellular component (GO): membrane; synapse; axon initial segment
Molecular function (GO): transmembrane transporter binding
Source: RefSeq, a predicted model, not a curated record